Molecule: messenger RNA, 1953 nt
Organism: Rhagoletis zephyria (snowberry fruit fly)
Lineage: Eukaryota; Metazoa; Arthropoda; Insecta; Diptera; Tephritidae
Source: RefSeq, a predicted model, not a curated record
UCUGCUACUAACGCCAGUUGCUUGAAUUAAGUCGAUCGAGGCGAGCGCGUUACGCGGAUAACACAGAAUUUGUGUAAAUAAACACUGGACUAGAUUAUUUAAAUACACGAAAGAAGAAAUUGGAACAAGUGAUGUAUUUAUUCGCCACCGCAUUUGGCGGGUUUGCCGCUUUCUUGUUAUUCCUUGUGCUCAUCAUUGUAUUGCUGCGCUUGAAGUCACAGCUGAUCUUUGGCAUCUACCCUGCGAAGGGACUCUUCUAUCAACUCAAGUACAUCAUCGCCUUGUUGCUGGUGAAGCGCCUGCGUCAUCGCGUCUACCACAAGAAGGACGAACUCAACUCACCCGAAUUUCUUGCACAAAUGGACCGUCCACAAGCGUUGAGCGACAAUCCACAAAGCUACGAUGUUGUCUCUUUCAUGGGCGCCAACGAGCAGGGUGAGAAAGUGUUUGUAACAUUGGAGCGUCGUCGCCGUGGUGUGCUGAAGGCCUGCCUAUAUCUGUAUCUACCCGAGCAUGGCUUGUUUUGCACGCCCAAGCUGCCGGACAUGCUUUACUUCACGACAGAUGGUACACGCGAGAAUGAGGAAUUCAAAGGUUGUGGCUUCCACAUCUACCCGGAGGAGUCGAUGCGCCAAUGGCGUAUACGCUAUGAAGGUGAGCUGCGGCCGGCAUCGGACGAGCGUAAGUGCCUGCCAGUGCAGCUCAAUUUGCAGUUCACCACUCAAGCACCUUUCUUCUACUACAAUCGCGAUCUUAGCUCUGCGGUUAUUGCGGAUUCGGUAGCGCGCGAGGCUUGGAAUGACGCCUUCUACAAUCUGCUCAAAAAUGUCCCCGAAAUGGUAGAGAAGCGCAUACACUAUGAGCAAAGCGGUCAGCUGGUGGGCGAAGUGCAACUAGCUGGACGUGACUUGCCGCUGAAACUGCGCGGCUUUCGUGAUCACAGUUUCGGUACCGAACGUUGUCUAUCCAAUAUCAACCGCUAUGUCUAUGUGGCGCUUUUUCUCGCCGAUGGCACCAGCAUGGUAGUGGGUAAUCUCAGUCAGCCAUCCUUCUUUCUCUCCUCACUCAAAGUUGGUUAUGUGUGCACACCGAAGGGCAUUUACGAGCCGAUAACAGGUUGCAAUUUUGAGUUGUACACUUAUGGCGAAAAGGGUACUCCACCACGCCACAAGAAUUUCAUAGUGCAGACCGCAAAGUCGAACUACUUUGUGCAAAUUGAGGAACAGCAAUCGACGGUGCGUUAUCUGGGCGCAGAUUGGGCUUCGAAGAUCUAUAAUCAGUUUGUCGCAUGCACGGUAAAUGGCGUGAAAGGACAAGGAAUCACGGAAUAUUUGUAUAGGAAUAAGCACGGCGAGCGACCCGAAGCGGUGAGCGCAACAGAUCCGGAGUGGUUUCGGCGUGUGAAGAGCUUUGAAAGGAGUUUGAGCCAAGGCGAGUUGGAGGAUGAUGACGAAGUCUUCUUUUUUUGAAGCAAAAUGACAACAGCUGUGAGUUAAAAACCAAAAAAAGGACAGGUCUUUUUUAAAGCCGUAUAUGUGCCUUAAACGCUGCGACACUGUGCAGUGUCUACAAAAUACUUACUUAAAAAGGACUGAACAUUUUCUCUUUUAUAUGCUUGCCAAAAGAUAAAAUUAGCUAUAGUGCGCCAAAAAGUCAGUUAUAGUUGGGGUAUUCACAAGUCGUAAGUGUCGUAUUGUUGCGUGUCGUAAACGUUUUUAACGGCUGAAAAUAUAUUCAAGGCUUUCGAAAGGUACUUACCAUAAAAGUCUUAUGAAGAAUUUUUAAGCUUUUAAAAUAGUUGGUUGUGGUUUCAAGUCCUCUAAUGGUGAAAAGCUUUACUACAAAAGACAAUACGAUACUUAUGACACUUUGUGAACCACAUAAGUAUUUUAUUAAGUAAUUUUAAGUGCGAAUUGUUAUUUAUUUUAAUAAAAAUAAACGAAUGAAUAUUAA